Lodderomyces jiufengensis is the source of this 4104-nucleotide messenger RNA. RefSeq lists its product as uncharacterized. The transcript has a single exon. The coding region runs from base 1 to 4104 and encodes 1367 amino acids. The record is from RefSeq and is a predicted model, not a curated record. Lineage: Eukaryota; Fungi; Ascomycota; Pichiomycetes; Serinales; Debaryomycetaceae.
AUGAAAGAUUCAACCAGGAAUAAGAAGUUUCGAGACUCGUCACUGGAGGAGGAUGAUAACUUCACCGUAAACAAAAAAAGAAUGGUACCACAAGUCGUUGACUCUUCAUCAUCAUCUUCAAUCAUCAACGAUCUUUCUUCUCAAUUAAGUGUUAUCGAUCUCACAGGGGACAAUGACGAUUCAAAUAAUCAUUCCGCGGCAAAUGAAGCAUAUAAUCAAGUUGAUCUCACCAGUAUGGAACCCCCAGUUCUACUUCCACAACAAUUUACCUCCCUGACAGAUGAUGUCAAUUUCCAUGAAUUACAACAACCUUUGAAAGGAUCAUCAAGUCAAACACAAGAUACUAGAAUAACUUCUUUUCCACCAGCACAACCACAAUCAUUAGCUGAACAAAAUUCAAACAGUCCAUUUCUUCCAUCAAGCUCAACAUCAUCAAUACCAAAUACUCCACCAUCAAAACAACGAGCAUUGUCUCAAAAGAGAUCAAUCUCUUCAUUUUUUUCAAAAACAACAGCCAAAAGACAUCAUCCAUCAUCUGCUACUGCUCCAUUAUCUGCUACUCCAUUAUCUGCUACUCCAUUAUCUGCUACUCCAUUAUCUGCUACUCCAUUAUCUGCUACUCCAUUAUCCGCUACUCCAUUAUCCGCUACUCCAUUAUCUGCUACUCCAUUAUCUUCUGCUGUUGCUCCAUUAUCUGUUGCUUCAUCAGUUGCUGCUCCAGGAUCAUCAAGUCAAACACAAGAUUCUAGAAUAACUUCUUUUCCACCAGCACAACCACCAUCAUUAGUUGAACAAAAUUCGAACAGACCACAUCUUCCAUCAAGCUCAACAUCAUCAAUACCAAAUACUCCACCGCCAAAACAACGAGCAUUGUCUCAAAAGAGAUCAAUCUCUUCAUUUUUUUCAAAAACAACAGCCAAAAGACAUCAUCCAUCAUCUGCUGUUGCUCCAUUAUCUGCUACUCCAUUAUCUGCUACUCCAUUAUCUGCUACUCCAUUAUCUGCUACUCCAUUAUCUGCUACUCCAUUAUCUGCUACUCCAUUAUCCGCUACUCCAUUAUCUGCUGCUGUUGCUCCAUUAUCUGCUGCUGUUGCUCCAUUAUCUGUUGCUUCAUCAGUUGCUGCUCCAGGAUCAUCAAGUCAAACACAAGAUACUAGAAUAACUUCUUUUCCACCAGCACAACCACAAUCAUUAGCUGAACAAAAUUCAAACAGUCCAUUUCUUCCAUCAAGCUCAACAUCAUCAAUACCAAAUACUCCACCAUCAAAACAACGAGCAUUGUCUCAAAAGAGAUCAAUCUCUUCAUUUUUUUCAAAAACAACAGCCAAAAGACAUCAUCCAUCAUCUGCUACUGCUCCAUCAUCUACUGUUGUUCCAUUAUCUGCUGCUGUUGCUUCAUCAUCUGCUGUUGCUUCAUUAUCUGCUGCUCCAUUAUCUGCUACUCCAUUAUCUGCUACUCCAUUAUCUGCUACUCCAUUAUCUGCUGCUGUUGCUUCAGUAUCUGCUGUUGCUCCAUCAUCUGCUGCUGUUGCUUCAUCAUCUGCUGUUGCUUCAUCAUCUGUUGCUGCUUCAUCAUCUGCUGCUUCAUCAUCAUCUGUUGCUCCAUCAUCUGUUGCUCCAUCAUCUGUUGCUCCAUCAUCUGUUGCUCCAUCAUCUGUUGCUCCACUCCGGUCCUCAACCACUUCAAGUUCAAAUUCAAAAAAAAAACCACUUCAACCAACACAACUUAAAGCAAAACAAAGUCCAAUUACAUCAUUUUUUCAAUCAGCUUCUAGAUUAAACGCACCUUCCUCAUCUUCACAACCUCGUGCACCUUCAGCUACUACCAUCUUUCCAACUAAUUUACAAACAAUUCAAGCACCUUCGCUUCCAUCUUCUAGAUCCCCAACAACAACCAUCCAACAAUCCUUUACUUCAUUAUUUCAGCUGAAUUUGAACUUAUCAUCACCAAAUCAUCAAAAACUUAACUUUUUUUCUAGAAACAAAGGUGACAAGUUGCAGUUGAUAAAAAACAUUUUUAGCAAAAAAUUUGAAGAUAAUGCUGAUGAAUUAGAUACUAACCAAUUAUUGGAAGAAAAUGACCUAAUAUACAAACAAGCUAGAGCUAGAACAAGGUAUACGGCAAAGAAAGAUGAUGAGGUUGAAUUAGAUUUCAAGAACUUGGGACAUCAUGAAUUGUCUCAUGAUAUAUUUAAACAAAUUUCAUCAUUUGAUCCAACUGUUUAUUAUGAUUAUAAUUUAUUUGCUAAUGAAAGAAUAGAUAAAGUAGAUUAUGAUGAUGAAUUUAAGGAUUAUAAAAAUCUUCCAGUAGAUGAUUGGAUCUUUAAAGAUGAGAAAUUGAAUUUUGGAAGUGGGGUGCAAAAAGAAUAUAAUCCUAUUGAUGAUGAAAAUGCAAACGGGGUUGACAGCAAAACAGAUAUUUUAACUGAGCAUGGAUACGAAGUGGUAAGUGAAGUUGAUUUUAAAACAACUAGAAUUGGUUGUCAUAAUAAAGAUACAAAUCAAAUAGAGUAUCAUUUUUUAGAAAAAGUUCUGGUUUCAACUUUGUGUCCACAUUCUUUGAGAAAUUAUAAAAAUUUAGUUGUUUCAAAAAAUCAAAAAUUCUUAGUUCAACCAAAUACCGAAAAGCCUUAUGACUUUGUAAAUGGAUUCAAAGUUGAAGUACCACCAACAGAAGAAAGGGAAAUUGCUUAUGAAAGAGUUGGAAUUAAAAGAAGUUAUAAUGAAAAAGAAGAUGUUUAUAAGCUUGAUAGAUACCAAUUAAAAAGUAUGUCAAACAACGGCUGGGUUAUUGACAAAGAUUACAGAAGCAAUGUUCAAACUAUUAGAGAAUAUUUAGGACUAAUUCUGUAUGUCCAAUUUUUAAGUUUUAUGGAAUAUUUCGGCUUCUUUUGUGGAGAUGGUACUUUACACUUCACAAGUACUGGUAAUUGUGCAGCAGUUCAGAUAAGUCAACAUAAAAAACGUGAUAUCAUAUAUAUUGAAAGAUUGUUAAAAAUUCUAAAUAUGAGGGUUGGUAUAGAUUUUAGAGGUUAUUAUAGAAGAGUUGUUUUACCGAAAGAAGACUAUGUGGUACCAACCAAUCUUGGUGAAGUAGUUUCUGAUAGAGGUAAUAAUGCAGUUGCAGCUGAUGAUAUUGUUCAAUAUGAUUCAUUAAAUGUUUAUGAAGAUGCCAUUUCUAGAAGACAUGCAGAAGACAUCCGUCAAGCAAUACUUGGAGAUGAAGAUGAAACUGUUGUAAACUUAUUAGAUGAUGAGUCACUGGAAAGAAACAACGUGGAUAGUUUAAUGAAUGAAACUGAUGAAGAUGAUGUUGUUGAGGUCAAACAAGAAAAAGAAGAUGUUGAGGUCAAGCAAGAAAAAGAAGAUGUUGAGGUCAAGCAAGAAAAAGAAGAUGUUGAGGUCAAGCAAGAAAAAGAAGAUGUUGAGGUCAAGCAAGAAAAAGAAGAUGUUGUUGAAAUAUUUACAAUUGCAAUAACAAAUCACAAAUGGAGAAUAUUAUUUACAAAAUUUUUUGGGUCGAAGUACAAACAUUGUACACUAAACCCAGACAACUCAAUUGUUCAUAUUGCUUCAGUGAAACCUACAGAUCAAUUAACAUGGUUCAAUUCUUUAAGCCAAACGGAAUUAAAUUGUUUCCUAAGAGGAUUGAAUAUGGCCGAUGGCCGCAAUGACAGUUACAAUAGGGUUGCCACAUCAGGAGAAGAAUUUAGAAAAUGGCUACAAAGAGUAAUCACCAAUGCUGGUCAUUCAACUAGGACUUAUAUGAAGGAUCCCAAAGAAGAAUACACAACAUAUAAGAAAGUUCAAGUAAGAAAAGGGAAAAGACCUAUUUCUAAAGAAGCUUAUAAUGCAUUGAUUGAUAAAAGUCCAUACAUAAGAUAUGUUCCUGGAUCAAAAAGAAUUUGGGAUGUUGCCUAUACAGAUUGCACAAGAGAAAGGUCGAUUUUGAGUCUUAAACCUUAUUACAUAAGGGAUACACAAAUUUAUACUGCUCCAAAUAUUUUGUACUCCUUUAAAAGUCCAACAGGUUUUGUAAUAUUUAGAAAAUCAAAUGAAGAUGGCACAGCUGGUAUUAAUACUAUUCUUGCUGAUAGUUUGUAA